Clonostachys solani is the source of this 321-nucleotide messenger RNA. The record is from the annotation of a GenBank genome assembly. NCBI's taxonomy places the organism in Eukaryota, Fungi, Ascomycota, Sordariomycetes, Hypocreales, Bionectriaceae.
AUGAUCAACGGCCCAACCAGCGACUGGCCCCUGGCAGUUUGCGACUACCAGUCGCUCGACAUCCCCCUGGAUGUCGAGGAGUGCGAUCGCGUCGCUUGGGACCGCACGACGGAGAGCAUCCUGCUCUAUGCAAACGCUGCCCACCGGUGGCACUACUUCCACGGCAUGGAGCCCAAUGAGGUGCUCGUGUUCCGUAACUGCGACACCCGUGGCUACCACGUACCUUUCGGUGUGCAUGUGGCUUUCGAUUACCAAUCUCAGCUGCUGCCCAAAGUCCCACGCCAGAGUAUCGAGGUGCGAAUUGUGUGCUUUUUUCGGUGA